AUGCCUACCGGCAGCUGUUUCUGCGGGAAUAUCAAGGUCGAGUACAGUGGCGAGCCCGCCAUGUCGGCCCUCUGCCACUGCAGUGACUGCCGCAAGAUCUCGGGGGGCAACUACAGCAACAACAUCGUCGUGCCGUCCACCAACUUCAAGAUCGUAUCCGGCACCCCCAAGACCAUCACGGUCACCGCCGCGUCCGGCAAGCCCAUCACCAACAGUUUCUGCGGCGACUGCGGGACAACACUGUGGCGGCACGGCGACGCGUUCGGCGGCAUUGACGGCAUGCGCAUCAUCAAGGCGGGCAUCCUCGAUGACGUGGACGUCAUCAACAGCAUCAAGCCCGGCGCCGAGCUGUUUGCGCCCGAGCGCGUGAAGUGGGUGGCUGCCCUCGAUGACGCCGGGCAGAUUGAAGCGAUGCCGCCCUCGUAG
Messenger RNA from Exophiala aquamarina CBS 119918, 426 nucleotides. RefSeq lists its product as uncharacterized. Gene Ontology annotation, molecular function: carbon-sulfur lyase activity. The coding region runs from base 1 to 426 and encodes 141 amino acids. Lineage: Eukaryota; Fungi; Ascomycota; Eurotiomycetes; Chaetothyriales; Herpotrichiellaceae. The record is from RefSeq and is a predicted model, not a curated record. The transcript is spliced from 2 exons.